This is a messenger RNA of Carassius gibelio (silver crucian carp), 2720 nucleotides long. Its product is annotated as probable polypeptide N-acetylgalactosaminyltransferase 8. The transcript has 11 exons. Gene Ontology annotation, cellular component: Golgi apparatus. Bases 102 to 1874 code for a protein of 590 amino acids. NCBI's taxonomy places the organism in Eukaryota, Metazoa, Chordata, Actinopteri, Cypriniformes, Cyprinidae. The record is from RefSeq and is a predicted model, not a curated record.
UUUCAUUAUCAGAGGUGGCUUGCGUAAAUCAAAGUACACAUUUGUUGACACUCAGGUUUAUGUACAGGUCUCCGUAUACCUCGUCGUAAGACAUUUGGAAAAUGAAGAUUGCAGCAAAAGUGGUGUGUUUGUUAGUUAUCGCUGUAGUAGUUUACAGUCUUGUGUACGUGUCAUUUAUCGGACAGGUGAGGAACAGGUUACAAAGGCCAGAAGAUCUGGAGAUUCUCAGAAGAUUGAAGAGAAUAGAAGAUCAAGUUUAUAAAAUAGCCAAAGUAAUAGAGGUCAAAAAUCAAGAGGCUGUUGUGGAACAAAAAAUCACAAAAAAGAAGUUGUAUCCACAAUCACCUCUCUUCCGUUCAUGGGGAGCCGAACUCACAGAAGAAGAACAAAUGGAAGCAGAGAGGCAGUUUCAGGAAUUUGGAUACAAUGCGUUCCUCAGUAACAGAUUACCACUGAACAGAACAAUCCCUGAUACUCGAAGCAUCAGAUGUACUGUGAAGAUCUACCCUAAGGACCUGCCAACCAUUAGUGUGAUUUUGAUCUACUUUAAUGAGGCUCUGUCAGUCAUUAAAAGGGCAAUCUGCAGCAUCAUCGACAAAACUCCUGCUCAUUUGCUAAAGGAGAUCGUCCUGGUGGACGACCACAGCUCCAAUGAGGAUCUGCAAUUGGCUCUAGAUGAAUAUAUUGAUCGAAUUAAUAAAGACAACCCUGGUUUAAUCAAGAAAGUGAGACACAAAGCGCAGAUGGGGCUUGCCAAGGCCAGAAUCUCAGGCUGGGAAGCGGCCACAGGUCAGGUGAUAGCCAUUCUGGACGCGCACAUUGAAGUUCAUUUGGAAUGGGCAGAGCCACUACUUGCAAGAAUCAAAGCAGACAGGACAGUAGUGGUGUCACCAGUGUUUGACAAUGUGCUUUUUGACACACUGGAGGUUACUGAGUAUAUUCCAUCUGCUCAUGCAUUCGACUGGAACCUCUGGUGCAUGUACGAGUCCUUCCGGCCAGAAUGGUACAAAAACAACGACCCAUCAGUACCAGGGAAGAGUCCCUCAAUCAUGGGUAUUCUUGCUGCUGAUCGUCAAUUCCUGGGAGAAAUUGGAGUUUUGGAUGAAGGAAUGACAAUUUAUGGUGGUGAAAAUGUUGAACUUGCAAUACGUGUCUGGCUCUGCGGUGGGAGUAUUGAAGUGGUGCCAUGUUCAAAGAUCGCACACAUUGAAAGAGAACAUAAGCCAUAUUCACCAGAUCUCAGCAAACCCAUGAUUCGAAAUGCCCUGAGAGUGGCUGAAAUCUGGCUGGAUGAAUAUAAAUCAAAUGUGAAUAUUGCCUGGAAUCUCCCUCUUAAGAAUCAUGGGAUUGAUAUUGGUGAUGUAACCGAAAGAAAAAAGUUAAGAGAGAAACUCAAAUGUAAGCCCUUCAAAUGGUAUCUGGAAAAUGUAUAUCCUCUUCUAGACAGCUGGGAAGACAUAAUUGGUUAUGGUGUGCUGAAGAAUGACCUCCAGACAGUCUACUGUGUUGAUCAAGGUGAAGUUCCUGGAAGUGUCCCUGUUCUGUAUGAAUGUCAUUACUAUGACCCUCAGCACUGUUAUUACACCCGUAAUGGAGAGGUCUACAUUGGAGGCAUCAAAUCCCACACGUAUAACUCUAACCGUUGUCUAAUGGAUCCUGGUAGUGGAAAUACACCAGCGCUGCAUGACUGUAAAAAUGCCAAGGAGAAACGAUUGAGUAUAUACUGGGACUUUUCUCAGGGAAACGCAAUAAGGAACAGAAACACAAAUCGAUGUCUUGAGAUCGGACAAGGAGAGGAUUCCUACUAUCGUCUUAUUGUGCAGACAUGCACAGGACAGAAAUGGACUAUACAGCAUGUUAUCAAAGACUUUUAAAAGGAAGUUUCACAGAAGUGAAAAUAUAGUAGAGGAAAUAGCUGUAGAAACCUCAAAAUAAUGUGUACAAGUAUGUGAAUGGAAAUAUGUGACACUGGACCACAAAUCCAGUCAUAACGGUCUUUUUAAUUGAGAUUUAUACCUGAUAACUUUACCUUAUACCUGAUACCUUAUACUUAAAUAAGCUUUCCAUUGAUGUAUGGUUUAUGAUCGGACAAUAUUUGGCAGAUAUACAACUAUUUGGAAAUCUGGAAUCUGAGGGUGCAAAAAAAUCUAAAUAUUGAGAAAAUCACCUUAGAAGAUGUCCAAAUGAAGUUUUUAGCAGUGAAUAUUAUUAAUCAAAAAUUAAGUUUGGUAUAUUUAUGGUAGGAAAUUUACUAAAUAUCUUCAUGGAACAUGAUCUUAACUUAAUAUUAAUAUUUACUUUUGAUCAUUUCGACCUGUACAAUGUAUUUUUGGCUACAAAUAUAUCCGUGUUACUUUUUGUGGUCUAGGGUCACAUAUACAUUUGAUUGUAUUGGUCUGUGUAUGAGGUCUGUGUCCUGUGACAUAAGUAAUAAUUUCAGUGCUGAACUACUGGUAGGCCUAACAUUUCAAGAUGUUCCUCAGACACUGAUUAAACUAUUACAGUAAAAUGACGUUGGUGUUGGUUUUACAGCAUAACAAAUUACUAAUGUAGGAUAAAUAACCAUUUUAAUAAAAUAUACUAGUCUAAACGUUGCAGCAUUAAGCACAUUAUCAUAUGGAUUUCCUUAUCAGUGGAAUUUAGCACGCAAAGGUUUUUGUGGACAUGUAAUAACAAGAAACGGGAUUGAAAGCAGAAAUAUUGAAAAGUGUUUACCUAUA